AUAAAACUGUUAGAUAGUAUAAUAAAGAGCGGAUUAUUUCAUAAAAAAAAUUCCUAUUUAAUUUGAAAAUUAAUUCAUAUUAUUCUUCGGUUUCUUCCCAUAUACAAGUCCCCCAUCCCAAUCAUUUAUCUUCAAUUAUUUCCCAACAAAGACCCCUCCCUUUUCCUUCACUUCCAAACUCAAUUCUUUUUAGUGUUUUUAGUAAAACAAAUGGAAAACUCAAACUCGAACUCCAACUCCAACUCAACUAAAAAGCCUCAUGCAAUACUAGUAGCACAUCCCCUACAAGGCCAUCUAAUCCCCACCGUACAUCUAGCAAUGAAGCUAGCAUCAAAAGGCCUAUCAAUAACUUUCAUAAACACCGAAAACAUUCACCAUCAAAUAACCCUCUCCAACCCUACCACACUUAGUGAUGGUCACGACCUAUUCACCGAGGCCCGAACCACAUCGGGCCUCGACAUCGACUACAUGACUGUAUCCGACGGGUUACCAUUAGAGUUUGACCGUUCAUUGAACCAUGAUCAAUGGGUUGGGGCUACAAUCCACUGCUUCCCAGCUCACUUGGAGGUAGCCGUAGCGAAGAUCAUGAGUUCGAGGCCGGCUACUUGUUGCUUGAUCGUUGAUAGUUACUCGGUUUGGGGAUCAAAGUUGGCUAAGAAGUUUGAUUUGUUACAUGUAUCGUUUUGGACUGAGUCUGCUAUGGUGCUUGAUUUAUACUUUCAUCUUCACUUGCUCAAGAUAAAUGGCCAUGUUGGUCCUGGAACAAGUUCACGAAACGAUCCAAUCGACUACAUACCAGGGAUAAGAUCAAUCAAUAGAUCAGAUCUGACAUCAUAUCUUCAAGAAGAAGACUUGACAACAAUCCCACAUCAAUGCAUCUUGCCAUCACUAGAAGAUACUAAACGGGCUGAUUAUAUACUUGGUAACACGGUCCAAGAUCUCGAAGCCCAUUGCAUCAAAGCCAUUGAGGCCCAUACUCCAUUUUUUGCAAUUGGCCCAUUAUUUGCACCUGGGUUCACAAAAGGCCCAGUGGCCACUAAUUUAUGGGCCGAGUCAGAUUGCAUCCAAUGGUUAGACUCAAAACCUAAUGGCUCGGUUUUAUAUGUUUCAUUUGGUAGCUAUGCACAUCUCACUAGGGAGGAGCUAGAGGAGAUAGCUCAUGGAAUUAGGCUAAGUGGGGUUAACUUCCUUUGGGUUAUCCGACCCGAUAUGGUGAGUUCCGAUGAUACGGAUCCACUUCCUAUCGGAUUUAAAGAUAUGGUUUGUGAUCGAGGGAUGAUCGUGACAUGGACUUGUCAGAUAGCGGUCUUAUCUCAUCGUGCAAUAGGAGGAUUCUUAACACAUUGUGGAUGGAACUCGACACUAGAGAGUAUAUGGUGUGAAGUUCCGUUAUUGUGUUUUCCAUUAUUGACCGAUCAAUUUACCAACCGUAAAUUAAUUGUGGAUGAAUGGAAAAUCGGUUGCAACCUUUGUGAUGAUGAAAAUCCCGUAAAAAGGGAGGAGGUGGUACGAAAAAUAAAGGGUUUAAUAAGUGGGUCUAAGAGGUAUGAGCUCAAUGUUAAGAUCAAGGAGACCAAACGUGUACUUCAAAAUGCAAUAACGACAAAUGGAUCUUCCGAGAAAGGUGUUGAGAAAUUCAUUGAGAAAUUAAUAAGUGGAGCUAACUAAGAACAAAUUUGGUUGCUUUCAUUUUUUUUUAAAAAAAAAGGGUUAGAAUAAUUAUUGUACUACGUACGGUUAAAGUUUUUUGUUUUUAGAUAACAAGUUAUUGCAAGAAAACAAGAUUACAACCAAGAUUACUUGUUUGUCAUUUGGUGUCUUCCAAUUUGUUUGGGAAUCUUGUAAUACAAUGUUUGAUUUCCAACUAUUUGACCUAUAUGGUCUAUUUAGCAAGAAUAAUGUUUAGUUAUUUUGGA
Molecule: messenger RNA, 1916 nt
Organism: Chenopodium quinoa (quinoa)
Lineage: Eukaryota; Viridiplantae; Streptophyta; Magnoliopsida; Caryophyllales; Amaranthaceae
Product: UDP-glycosyltransferase 86A2-like
Exons: 2
Coding region: 211-1668 (485 amino acids)
Molecular function (GO): UDP-glycosyltransferase activity
Source: RefSeq, a predicted model, not a curated record